Dentiscutata heterogama is the source of this 489-nucleotide messenger RNA. Lineage: Eukaryota; Fungi; Glomeromycota; Glomeromycetes; Diversisporales; Gigasporaceae. The record is from the annotation of a GenBank genome assembly.
AUGACUUAUUCUACUCAAGAACAUACCAAACUUGUAAUGAUUUAUUUGAAGAAAAAUUCUUUACAAAAAACAGCUAAUGCUUUUUAUAUGAAAUAUCCUAAUAAAUCUAAACCUCAUCUGUUAACUAUCAAAAAUCUGAUAAGUAAAUUUACUAAAACAGGAAGUGUGCCAGAUUACCAUUGUCCUGGUCAUCUAAUAAGUGUGACUAAUAGUGACAAUCAAGAGGCUAUUGUUGCCAUUCUUCAAGAAAAUCCACAACAGUCAACACAUAAACUUGCAAAAAAAAUCAAUAUUUCUCCUUUUAGUGGAUAUUUUAAAACUGAAGUUUUUAAAACAUCACCUUUUGAUAUUGAAGAUUUAAAACAACAGAUUGUUAAUGAAUAUGACAAAAUUACUUCUGAACCAUUAUUAAAUAUUAGACAUACAUUUCUUAAUCAUCUUAAAUAUUGUUCUGAAUUUGAUGGUCAACAUUUUGAGCAUUUAAUUUAA